Brachypodium distachyon (stiff brome) is the source of this 2082-nucleotide messenger RNA. RefSeq names its product transcription factor FER-LIKE IRON DEFICIENCY-INDUCED TRANSCRIPTION FACTOR. Lineage: Eukaryota; Viridiplantae; Streptophyta; Magnoliopsida; Poales; Poaceae. The transcript has 3 exons. Gene Ontology annotation, cellular component: nucleus. The record is from RefSeq and is a predicted model, not a curated record. The coding region runs from base 416 to 1486 and encodes 356 amino acids. Gene Ontology annotation, molecular function: DNA-binding transcription factor activity; protein dimerization activity; sequence-specific DNA binding. Gene Ontology annotation, biological process: regulation of DNA-templated transcription.
CAACUUCGUAGUUCAGAUUUGCAGGUACCCUGUAUUCAGAUAGAUCUUGAGAUCUAGUCUUUUCCAAUGAACUAGCUAGCGGUUCAAGUUUGAUUAAAAGAAAUUCAACUCUGUCCCCGGCUAGUACUCCUAUACCUUAAUAAACAAACCGAGGUGCUCAGUUCAUGCCUCUUAACUGCAUCGCCAAUUUAUUUGGCAUAUACAGUUAGCUUCGUGUCAAACCGCUAGUUGUGUGCAGUGGUAUACGAAUUAACAAUCCCCCUCCAAUCCCGUUCCAUCUUCUUUCUCCCGCUGUUAAUCCCAACCAGAUUCCUUUCACAGGUGCAAGGCAUCGAGGGGCUAUAUAAAAAGCGCGCCACACCCGCUCGAAUCGCUUUAAGACAAGUUAAACCACCACCACGGCAAAAAUUCGAUAAUGGAGCACCACCACCACCUGCAGCGGCACUUGUCGCCUACCCAAACCCAAGAGGAUCUCAUGAUCAGCCCGGACUUCUUCGUCGACGUUGACCAGUUGCAUUUCCACGACGCCGAUGUCGGCGGCGGCAGUGGCGGCUUCGAGCCGGUCGCCGCCACGGCGGGCGUCGUGGUGGAUGACGGCGCCUGGAUGGAGGACCUGAUGCAGCUCGGCGACGAGCUGUUCGGGGAGAACAAUGAAGUGGUGGUGGACGCCAUGGCUGAUGAUGAUGACCGGUUGCAGUACCAAUUAGAAGCGUGGUAUGAUGAUCAUCAGCAGCAAGAGGACUCCCCGGAGCAGCCGUGCAGCUACGACGACGUGAUCAGCCCCGGUGGCUCCGGGGAUCAUCAGGGACCUGUCGGCGACGACAACGGCGACCUGUCGGCGACGAGGAAGCGGCGCGACCGGUCCAAGACGAUCGUGUCGGAGCGGAAGCGGCGGUUCCGGAUGAAGGAGAAGCUCUACGAGCUCAGGUCCCUCGUCCCAAACAUCACAAAGAUGGACAAGGCUUCGAUCAUCGCGGACGCGGUGGAGUACGUGAAGAACCUGCAGACGCACGCCAGGAAGCUCAAGGAGGACGUGGCGGCGCUCGAGGCGCGCCCGGGGCUGCCGGGGCAGCUCAGGCGGCUGCAGCAGCAGGACCGCCGCCGCCAAGCGGCUGGUGGUGGCCGCGGCAACGACGAGGGGAUCAGCAGCCGCUCCAGAGGAGGCGGCGGCGGCGGGGCGAGGGUGACGAGCGUCGGCGCGGCCCAGGUCGGCGACGGGCUCUUCUUCGUGACGGUGGAGUGCGAGCGGCGGGACGGCGUGGCGGCGCCGCUCUGCGCCGCCGUCGAGUCGCUCGCCUGCUUCCGGGUCCAGAGCUCCACCCUCGGCUGCUCCUCGGACCGCGUCGUCUCCACUCUCACCCUCAAGGUGAGUGAAGCAGGGGAGGACAUGGUGAUCAGCGAGCGCACGGUGAAGCUGUGGGUACUGGCGGCGCUUCUCAAGGAGGGCUUCCGGCCCGAAGCGUCGACGGCUGAGAUUAUCUGCUGAUGCAGCUAAUGUUUAAUCCGCUAGCUCCCCUCCUCCCAUGGAACCUCUUUCUCUUGUUUUAGUAGCUCCCAUCAUCCCAUCCCAUGUUCAAUGUCGAUGUAAAGUACUCUGACGGUAUCCUGUGUUGCUUCCACACUUCCUUUUGUUGCUAGUUUGCUACCAUCCGUCUGGUUCAAAACGGACGGCGAAGAGUACGGAACACGAGUGGCCAAGAUGGUACCACUCCUGUGUCAAUGUCAUGGAUCAAUCCGGACCGUCGACUCACGUGGUUGAUCAAACGGCGUGACAUGUGUGUCGUUCCUUCUAAGGAAGGAUAAAUGACAACGGACGUUGUGGUUACAUGUUGUAUUUUCACUAAGCCAUGUCGUGGUAUACUCUGUACACAAAGUACGCAAUACAGCUCAAGAAAUAGAGAUAGGCUAAAAAUCCGGCCAUAAAUAUGUUGGAACCGCAUCCACAUUGAUCGUUUGCUUCUUUAACGCCCCAAGUUCAAGUUUGAUUCAUCUAGUCAAAUCAAUCAGCCUAGCCGAGUUUGAGUCGAUAGCACGAAGUUGUUUCAAGAUUUGAAAUUUUGUGAAGCAACAACUGGUUUUUCA